AGUCAGUGCCUCUACGAUUCUGUUUAAAUACUUGCUUUGCGUUUUUACAAGUAGGUAUUAAUGAAGGUGUGAAAGUUGCCUGUUUAAUUUGUUGGGCUGUUAAAGUGAGCCAUGGUUUCUCUUGAAGUAUUUCAGGAGCAGUUCCAUAAGUUGAAAGAGGUUGAGGAGGGAAAGGAUCAACUCAUUGGGAAAUUGUUUGCCCGCAUCAACGAGUUGGAAAGUGGUCUGACGGAGACGAAGUUACAUCUUGAGAGAGAACAGGAUACUGCGAAAUUGUACCAGUCGAAACUCUCUGAUGUUCAGGUGAAUCUUGCAAGAAUCGAGGAAAGAAUUGAUUCCAAUAGUUAUGUGUCGGUUCUCAUUGAUGGUGAUUGCAUGACGUUUUGCGAUGAUCUCAUCAAAUCCUCUCAGCAAGGAGGGCUAGAGACAGUCCAUCGCCUAAGAACAAAAGUGGGCGAUUAUCUUUCAACGGAGCUUGAGUUACCAAGCCAGAUUUCAAUCCGCAUUCGAGUGUAUGCAAAUAAGAAAGGCUUGGCAUCGGCCUACAGUCACAAUAAAACCAUAGGUAAUGCAGAUGAUUUUGAUAUGUUUGUUCGCGGUUUCAAUAUGGGACACCCCAUGUGCGAUUUUGUGGAUGCAGGUGAUGGGAAGGAGUGUGCGGAUUCGAAGCUGAAAGAAUGUUUCACGCACGAUAUGGCUGAUGUCCAAUGCCGAGCGGUUAUCUUUGGUGGUUCAGCAGAUAAUGGCUACGCGCGGAUUCUCCAGCCAUAUGUAGGAAAUAUUGCAAAGAGUAAUCGAGUUGUCUUGCUUGAAGGGCCUCCAUUUGCUAAAGAAUUAGCAAUAAUGAAGGAAAAUUUCCUCGUUGCUCGCUUCCCGGGUGUGUUCAGAAACACAAAGUUAUCAGUUCGGCGAGUAUCAUUACCAACCACACCUCCUAGGAGUUCCACCCCAGACACGCCCAGCUAUGCUACAAGAGUGCUGAGUAAUGUCGUUUCGGAUGCUGUGAGUAUGGAGGAAAGCAGCGAUUCUUCAGUGGCUGUUCCGGUACGAACUAAGUAUGCAGUACUUCGGAAUCGCAAAGGACAGCGUCUCGAUGCCAUCGUUUCCCCGCCUUCAUCACUCGUUACUUUGAUGAGAAACACAAAACAUUGCAACAUGUUUCAUAUUUUUGGAGAAUGUCCGUAUAAGAAGUGUAAUUUCUUGCACGGGAUAAGGCUUGACGAAAAAGCAAUCGACGCUCGACGAUUCAUCUCACGCUUCAAACCAUGUCCCUCCAAGUUGAAUUGCGAAGAUGAAAAUUGUUUAUCGGGGCAUCAAUGUCCUGACAAGGCGUGUGCAAGAAUUGGAAAAGGCUGCAAAUUCAGCAAGGAGAUGCAUAACGUUGAUAGAUCUUAAGAGGACUAUAGUGGUGGUGUGGACGUGUUGGUUCGUUAGGAUCUGGGAGAUGAGGUAAUAUACUCGUGUUUUGCGUACUAGGCAGUAUUGGAGGUCUCGAAUUUGAUAUUCUUCAUGUACUCGAGUAAGGUUCAACAAAGCUUGAGAAGGGACGAUUGUGCUUUAUUCAUUCAUUGGUUUCCGCAUAAGUACAAACGAAUAGAUCGAACAGUCAAUCAAUCAAUAUCGUACUUGCCCAGGUGGUGUGUAGUGAAAGCUAAUGAGCCACACACAUGAGCCACACAUCUUAUACCCCCGGGCCGACACCCUUAGUGGUGAUGGAUAUCCACGAUUCCAACCAGUGACCUCGGGAUACAAUUGAUGGAGUUUCAGUCGCAAAUACACGUUCGAAAAGAAUUAAGAUAAAAAAGCUCAUGCAAGUAUCUAAAAUUGUUCUUCAGGUGUACCAUAAUAUUGUGCCUGGCUCCUCACGAUCAUGAAAAGCAUACCAGUAUCAUCUUCUACCAACGCUCCCAAGCAACCUUGGAGGUCUAUAAUAUAAGCAAGCGAAUUCUCGAUGCGAAAGCCUAUCUUAUAUCUCAUAUCAACAAAUCAAUGCAGGCACAGAAAUAAACAACCUAUAAGGGCGAGACCAUCAAUAUGACAUGUCCCUAAAAUUUGUAGGUAAUACUUGACAGUGCUGACUCUAUUCCGAGCCUCCAUCAAAACAUAGAUGGCGAUAUGGCUGCAACAUU
This is a messenger RNA of Botrytis sinoallii, 2129 nucleotides long. RefSeq lists its product as uncharacterized. The transcript is spliced from 5 exons. Gene Ontology annotation, molecular function: metal ion binding. Lineage: Eukaryota; Fungi; Ascomycota; Leotiomycetes; Helotiales; Sclerotiniaceae. The record is from RefSeq and is a predicted model, not a curated record. Bases 112 to 1395 code for a protein of 427 amino acids.